Debaryomyces tyrocola is the source of this 984-nucleotide messenger RNA. NCBI's taxonomy places the organism in Eukaryota, Fungi, Ascomycota, Pichiomycetes, Serinales, Debaryomycetaceae. The record is from the annotation of a GenBank genome assembly.
AUGGCGAAAGGAAAAAAUAAGACAUCUGAAGAUAGAGCCAAUAAGGCCAAAACUUCAAAUGGCCAUAAAUCUAAACAACAUCAUAUAAGAAAAGGAAGACAAGAAAAUGGAUCACAAUCUCAGGAAGAUGGUGAAAAAUUUCCAGUGAAGUUAGCUAUGUGGGAUUUUGAUCAUUGUGAUCCUAAGAGAUGUUCAGGUAAAAAGUUAGAAAGGUUAGGACUUAUCAAGAACUUAAGAGUAGGCCAAAAAUUCAGUGGAAUCGUUGUAUCCCCUAAUGGGAAAGGUGUUGUUUGUCCAGAUGAUAGAGAAAUUGUGGAAAGUUUUGGAAGUGCUGUUGUUGAAUGCUCUUGGGCGAGGUUAGAAGAAGUUCCCUUUAAUAAGAUAGGUGGAAAGCAUGAAAGAUUAUUGCCCUAUUUGGUUGCAGCUAAUCCUGUAAAUUACGGAAAACCAUGGAGAUUGAAUUGUGUUGAAGCUAUAGCGGCAUGUUUCGCCAUUGUGGGUCAUACUGACUGGGCCGAGCUUCUUUUGAGCAAUUUCUCAUGGGGUUUAACUUUCUUGAAAAUUAACAAGGAAUUAAUCGAUGUAUAUUGUAAGUGUACGGACUCCGACUCUGUUGAAAUCGCUCAAAAGGAGUGGUUGGUGAAGAUUGAAAAUGAGGCUAAAGAACGUAAAGAACUCGCCCUGAAAGAGGAUGUCUGGAUGAUGGGUAAUGUAAAUAGAGAAAACAUAGACGAUGACGACGACGCUGAACAGGAUUAUGAUGACGAAGACAAAGACGAAGAAGAAGAUGAUGAUGACGAUGAUGUGGAAUAUGAUAAUCUUGGUAACAUAAUACUGAAGAAAGAGGUCAAGGUAGAUAGCUUGGGAAAUGUGAUCGAUGACGAUGAAGAUGAAAGUAGUGAUGAGCUGAAUGAAGAUGAGUCAGAAGAAGAAAUUGAAGAAGAGUUGUAUGAUAAACUAGGAAAUCUUAUCAUCAAAAGUUGA